This is a messenger RNA of Salvia miltiorrhiza (redroot sage), 955 nucleotides long. RefSeq names its product dirigent protein 11-like. The transcript has a single exon. The record is from RefSeq and is a predicted model, not a curated record. NCBI's taxonomy places the organism in Eukaryota, Viridiplantae, Streptophyta, Magnoliopsida, Lamiales, Lamiaceae. Bases 138 to 779 code for a protein of 213 amino acids.
AGAUGACUAACUCAUUUAAAUAUUAUUGAUGGCCCCACUUGUCAUAUCCCUCUCUCACUAUAUAUAAUCCCAUCUCUAUAUUCAAGGAAUCGCAACACAAAACAAAACGAUCUAAUUUUUGCAAAAUUGGAAAAAACAUGGCUAAACUAGCAAUCGCCCUAAUUUUGAUAAUAUCGUAUUUAUCAGUGUGCACACUAGCUGUGUCCGAUAAUAGCAAACUUUUCCUUCGCGACGGCGCAGAGGAACAAGAAACAUUCCUCCGCGACGUCUGCGGAGGAAAAGAAAAGGUGAUGAAACUCCAUUUCUACGUCCAGGAUCUGCGGAUCGGCCACGUCAAUGCCACGGUGUUCGAGGUGGCGAAGGCCUCCAUCACCCCGACCCACCCGACGGCCUUCGGCAGCGUUCACGUCCUCGACGACCUAAUCACGGAGGGCCCGAAGUUCGGCUCGAGGGCGCUCGGCCGGACCCAAGGGCUUACCACCAACGCCGACCUUGCGACGUUCGGCAUUGCGAUGAACCUCAACUUCUACUUCACGGUGGGGCGGUUCGCCGGCAGCACGCUCAGCAUCCUCGGCCGGAACCAAGUCAUGGACGCGCAGCGGGAGCUGCCGGUGGUCGGCGGCACCGGCGUCUUCCGAUUCGCCCGCGGGUACGCGAUCCAAAGCACCUACUCGAUCGAUUUUCCGACGAGCUACGCCGUGUUGGAAUACACCAUCUACACCACCUACAACUCUAGGCUCAACGAGAUUGAUGAUGAAAUUGAGAUUGCUCAAAUGUGAGGGGUUAAUUAAAUAAGCUUUAUAUUUCUGUGGUUUUGUAAUGGGGAACUGAUGCAGUCGCAAAUUUUUAAUUGUGUUUCCAUAGUUUCUAGUAAAGAGUCGAUGUAUCAAAAAUAUCCAUUGUAUUAUUGUUAAGACAAAAUAUUAUCAUUAGAAAUAAAAAGUAUUACAAAUAA